AAUAUGAGCAGCGAAGUCUCACUGAUUGAUGCGCUGCGCUCAAUGAUCGGCGGCAAUACGCUGCUGAAGGCUGGCCGAGCGGGCAAGCCGCACUUUCGUCACUUCCGCCUCUCGCCUGACUUGCUACGCUUGCAAUGGGAAUCGCCAAAGAAAAACCUCGGAGAAUCGUCCGUGCUCGUUGCGGAAAUUUCCGAAGUGCUCAAGGGCCAGCAGACGCGCGUCUUCCAGAGCAACCGAAUGCCCGAAUUUGAGGAGCGGUCCUUCUCGAUUGUAUACCAAGGAAAUCGCACGUUGGACAUUAUUUGCAAGGAUCGUCGAGAGCACGAUGUGUGGAUUAGUGGUUUGCAGGCGCUGGUGAAUCGGGCCACGGGAGACAUUGAUCUAUCCCAGUUGCGUGCCACUGCCCCGGAAACCGACCAAAAGCUUCAAGUUGUGAUUGACAAGGGCUCGACACGAGUGCUCAUUCGCGAAGAUGCGUCGGAUGUGUAUACCUGGGGCGAAGGCACUCGCGGCAUGCUCGGCCACGGUGAGGAGGAUCCGGAGGCCAGCCCGCGAGUCGUCGAGGCCCUGCUUGGCCACGACAUCAAAAUGCUUUGUUUGGGCUCGGGACACACCAUGGCACUUGCUGUCAGCGGCGAGGUGUACUCGUGGGGCUUGGGUCUGGGUGGUCGGCUCGGCCAAGGCCGUGAGCGAGAUCGCUUCACCCCUCUGCGUCUGGCGGGCCUGCGAGGGUUUGACAUUACGCAUAUUGCUUGCAAUGAAAACCACUCUGUGGCUGUCGCAGAUAACGGCGAGGCUUACGUCUGGGGCCGAGGAAUUGAUGGAUCGCUCGGUGUCGAGGGAGACAAACACGUGUCUCCCACGCAAAUCCACGCUCUUGACGGGAAGCGUGUCGUACACGCUGCAUGCGGUGCCGCAUUCACACUAUUCGUGAUCGAGUCUGGCGAAGUGUACGCCUGUGGCAACAACGAACACGGCCAGCUUGGUAUCGGCUCCAACGAGGCGAUGAGUGAGCCCACGUUGGUCACGAAUCUACCAGAGCGUAUUGUUCGAAUUGCUUGCGGAAAUUCUCACGCUGUUGCUUUAUCAGAAACCGGUCGCCUGUAUGCUUGGGGUGCGCAUUCCAGCGGCCAACUGGGUGUCGGCGAGCCGUUAGAAGACCGCCUCUCACCAGUCCGUGUGGAAAGCAACGUAGUACGGGACGAUGUUGCUGACUUUGCCUGUGGUGGCAACCACACCAUCAUCCUGUCCAACAGCGGUCUGCUAUACGCGUUCGGAAGUGGCGCUCAGGGCCAGCUCGGACUUGGGCCGCUGGCGACGAAGAACCAAGCCACACCCGCUGCUCUGCCAAAUCCCGAAGGUCGUAAAUACACUGCAAUCUCUUGCGGGCAAGACAUUUCAGCUGCCGUUUCAGACCGUGGCAAGAUCUACACUUGGGGCAGUGGUGCCAGCAACGCUCUCGGCCUCCCCGACGGCCGCACCAAGUACGCGCCAACACUCAUCGAAAGCAUGGCCGACAAGCGCUGCAGGACGGUGGCUUGCGGCUUUUUCCACAUGGCUGCAACCAUCAUUCACGGCUGGGUACCAGACGACGAGGCCACGCAGUGCAUGGCCUGCAAGCUCAAGUUCACCACCAUUCGGCGACGGCACCAUUGCCGAAAGUGCGGUGGCAUCUUUUGCGGCAACUGCUCUGCCAAGAAAUUCCCCUUGUUGGAAGCUGGUUUUUCCGAAUCUGUUCGUGUGUGUGACAAGUGCUAUGUUAUUUUAUCGCGUGCUUGAGCCGGGAUGUUUGGUGUUUGUUGCGAGUGCUUGUUUAGUUCCAGUACACCUUGUUCAUACAGUGA
This is a messenger RNA of Capsaspora owczarzaki ATCC 30864, 1844 nucleotides long. RefSeq lists its product as hypothetical. Bases 4 to 1779 code for a protein of 591 amino acids. NCBI's taxonomy places the organism in Eukaryota, Filasterea, Ministeriida, Capsasporidae. The record is from RefSeq and is a predicted model, not a curated record. The transcript has 11 exons. Gene Ontology annotation, molecular function: metal ion binding.